GGCCGUGCCGGGGGCGGGAGGGCGUCUGUGGUAGGAAGAGAGGCCCGCUCUGCCGGGCUCGCCCCAGUGCUCUGUGGGAUACUGGAAGUCUCGAGCGUCUCCUCCCCGGCUCGCGGCUCCGCUCCGGCCCGCUCUCGCAGACACGGUCGCACGCCCCCCGGCGUCCCCUCGCCUCCCUCGCCGCCGCCCCCUUCCCCCGCUCGCGAUAAGAAGAGCCGGCGGCAGGAGAGGGGAUGAAGAUGGCGGACGCGAAGCAGAAGCGGAACGAGCAGCUGAAGCGCUGGAUCGGCUCCGAGACGGACCUCGAGCCUCCCGUGGUGAAGCGCCAGAAGACCAAGGUGAAGUUCGACGAUGGCGCCGUCUUCCUCGCCGCCUGUUCCAGCGGCGACACGGACGAGGUCCUCAAGCUGCUGCACCGCGGCGCCGACAUCAAUUACGCCAAUGUGGACGGACUCACCGCCCUGCACCAGGCUUGCAUUGAUGACAAUGUUGAUAUGGUGAAGUUCCUGGUAGAAAAUGGAGCAAAUAUCAAUCAACCUGACAAUGAAGGCUGGAUACCACUCCACGCAGCUGCUUCCUGUGGAUAUCUCGAUAUUGCAGAGUUUCUGAUUGGUCAAGGCGCACAUGUAGGAGCUGUAAACAGUGAAGGAGACACACCUUUAGAUAUUGCGGAGGAGGAGGCAAUGGAAGAGCUGCUUCAGAAUGAGGUUAAUCGGCAAGGUGUUGAUAUAGAAGCAGCUCGAAAAGAAGAGGAGCGCAUAAUGCUUAGAGACGCGAGGCAGUGGUUAAACAGCGGUCACAUCAGUGACGUCCGCCAUGCAAAAUCUGGAGGCACAGCACUCCAUGUGGCAGCGGCCAAGGGCUAUACAGAAGUUUUAAAACUUUUAAUACAGGCAGGCUAUGAUGUUAAUAUUAAAGAUUAUGAUGGCUGGACACCUCUUCAUGCUGCAGCUCACUGGGGUAAAGAAGAAGCGUGUCGGAUUUUAGUGGACAAUCUGUGUGAUAUGGAGAUGGUCAACAAAGUGGGCCAAACAGCCUUUGAUGUGGCAGAUGAAGACAUUUUGGGAUAUCUAGAAGAGUUGCAGAAGAAACAAAACCUGCUCCACAGUGAGAAGCGGGAUAAGAAAUCCCCGCUCAUUGAGUCAACAGCAAAUAUGGAAAACAACCAACCACAGAAGACGUUUAAAAACAAGGAAACAUUGAUUAUUGAGCCAGAGAAAAAUGCAUCUCGCAUCGAGUCUCUGGAACAAGAAAAGGCUGAUGAGGAGGAGGAAGGCAAGAAGGAUGAGUCCAGCUGCUCCAGCGAGGAGGAUGAGGAGGACGACUCAGAGUCGGAAGCGGAGACAGAUAAGACAAAACCCAUGGCUUCUGUAACUAAUGCUCACACUUCCAGCACUCAAGCAGCCCCUGCAGCUGUCACAACACCUACUCUGUCUUCCAACCAGGGAACCCCUACAUCACCUAUUAAAAAGUUUCCAACAUCAACUACAAAAAUUUCUCCCAAAGAAGAAGAAAGAAAAGAUGAGUCUCCUGCAUCCUGGAGGUUAGGACUUAGAAAGACUGGCAGUUAUGGUGCCCUGGCUGAAAUCACUGCAUCUAAAGAAGCCCAGAAGGAGAAAGAUACUGCAGGUGUGAUCCGGUCAGCUUCAAGUCCGAGGCUCUCGUCCUCUUUGGAUAAUAAAGAAAAGGAGAAAGAUAAUAAAGGAACAAGACUUGCGUAUGUCGCCCCUACAAUCCCAAGGCGACUAGCCAGUACGUCUGACAUCGAAGAGAAGGAGAACAGAGAGUCUUCGAGUUUGCGAACAAGUAGUUCUUACACAAGAAGAAAAUGGGAAGAUGAUCUUAAAAAAAAUAGUUCAAUCAAUGAAGGAUCCACUUACCAUAGAAGUUGCUCCUUUGGUAGAAGACAAGAUGAUUUGAUUAGUUGUAGUGUUCCAAGCACCACAUCAACACCAACAGUUACCUCUGCAGCUGGGCUUCAGAAAAGCCUUCCUUCCAGCACAAGCACUACUGCAAAGACUCCCCUGGGCUCUUCCUCCGCAGGCACACAGAGCAGUACCUCAAAUCGUUUGUGGGCUGAGGAUAGUACUGAGAAAGAAAAGGACAGUGCUCCUACCGCAGUGACCAUUCCUGUUGCUCCAACUGUUGUAAAUGCUGCAGCUUCUUCUACCACAACCCUGACUACAACUACUGCUGGCACUGUUUCCUCCACAUCAGAGGUCAGGGAGAGACGCAGGUCAUACCUCACUCCUGUUAGGGACGAAGAGUCUGAAUCCCAAAGAAAAGCAAGAUCUAGACAAGCAAGACAGUCUAGACGGUCUACACAGGGGGUAACGCUGACUGAUCUUCAGGAAGCUGAAAAAACAAUAGGAAGAAGUCGUUCUACAAGAACCAGAGAACAAGAAAACGAAGAGAAAGAAAAAGAAGAAAAGGAAAAACAGGAUAAAGAGAAACAAGAAGAAAAGAAGGAGUCAGAAACAUCUAGAGAAGAUGAAUAUAAACAAAAGUAUUCUAGAACAUAUGAUGAGACUUACGCACGUUACAGACCAGUGUCAACUUCGAGUUCCAGCACGCCGUCAUCAUCGUCGUCCUCACUUUCUACUCUCGGCAGCUCGCUCUAUGCCUCAAGUCAGCUCAACAGGCCAAACAGUCUCGUAGGCAUAACCUCUGCCUACUCCCGGGGACUUGCCAAGGAGAGCGAGAGAGAGGGAGAGAAAAAAGAAGAAGAGAAAGAAGGGGAAGAUAAGUCACAGUCUAAAUCAAUCAGAGAACGACGGCGACCCAGAGAAAAACGACGGUCUACCGGAGUCUCCUUCUGGACACAAGAUAGUGAUGAAAAUGAACAAGAGCGGCAGUCGGACACUGAGGACAGCUCCAGCAAGAGGGACACGCAGACGGAUUCUGUUUCCAGGUAUGACAGCAGUUCCACAUCAUCAAGCGAUCGGUAUGAUUCCUUGCUGGGUCGUUCUGCUUCAUACAGUUACUUAGAAGAAAGAAAACCUUACAGUAGCCGGCUAGAAAAGGAUGAUUCAACUGACUUCAAAAAGCUUUAUGAACAAAUUUUAGCUGAAAAUGAGAAGCUAAAGGCACAACUACAUGAUACAAAUAUGGAACUAACGGAUCUAAAGUUGCAAUUGGAAAAGGCUACCCAGAGACAAGAACGAUUUGCUGAUAGGUCACUACUGGAGAUGGAGAAAAGGGAACGAAGAGCUCUAGAAAGAAGAAUAUCUGAAAUGGAAGAAGAGCUCAAAAUGUUACCAGACUUAAAAGCAGACAACCAGAGGCUAAAGGAUGAAAAUGGGGCCUUGAUCAGAGUUAUAAGCAAACUUUCCAAGUAGGACAGACACGGAAGAAAGCAGAGCAGCAGGACUUGCACACACUCCGCAGCGGACCACGUCGGCAGUCACUGGAGCCCGCCCGCGGGAAGAGCCCUCCCUCGGAGACUGUCAUUCCCGACAUCCUGCCAAAUGCCCUCUUAUCUAGGAGUUUGUUUCGUUUAAUUUUCUGCCCCCACCCCCUUGGUUUUCAAGACCAUUGUUUCAUGUUAAAGCAGCUGCUGAGAAGAUUCUUUUUUCAAUGACUGAGAAAACUUGUUUACAGCUCCAGCAAAUAAAGAAAGUGUUCAAGGCCAGAUAUGCCUCAGAUCUUUAACCAGUAAGCCUUAGUUGUACAUAAAUACUUCUGUGUCAACAAAACCUUCCAGCUCUCACACAAGACAGUCAGUCAACAGGUUUGUUGUUGGUGGGUUUUUUUUUCCUUUCCUUUCUCUUUUUGAUGUGCCACAGUUUCUAGUUCCUCAAUAUUUAAUUUGUUUGCUUUCCAUCUGAGUUUGGGUUUGUAAUUUUUCCUUCUAACUCUUCAUGUGUCAGAGUUUCUUCACUCUUCAACUUCAGAGUUUCUAUGUUCACAGCCUUCUCACAAAAAACUUCGCUCUUCUGAGCAUCUUGUCACGUGUUAGGCUGACGUGUUGUCUCCCACCUGGAACUGAAUUGCACGGUGGGCCUUGCUGUCACUGUUUGUGCAAUAUGCAUUUAUUUCUUACAUGAGUGCUUUAACGUCCACUGAGAUUUGAUUUUUCCAGUCCUAUCUUCUGCCCUCAUCCGUCACUUUCUGUUUUUUAUUGUAGUAUAAGAUGCUAGAUUCUGUACCCUUCACAUUCAUUUUAGCAGGUACUGAGUGACGCUGUAUAUAUAUAAAUGUAUUGUUUUGAUUUUUAGACCACCACAUGGCAUGCUCGACUAUUUUCUUAAUUCAAAUGUCUGCUAAUGCACAGUAGGCCACUCCAUAACGGUGUUUAAAACAGAACUUGCUCACAGUGGGACAGAGGACCUUAAAGGUCACACGGUUUAUGGAGCCCUAUCUUUAUAAGGUUUUCUACUGUAAAGAGCUUUUACUUUUGUUUUCAUUUGGUAGCAUUCAAACCUAAUUAUAAAGUUGAAUAAGAGAAUUGCUUCACAUUUCACAUGCCUAUAUUUAUCUGAGUGCUGUCUGAAACUGUUGUGCUAGCCACAGUCGUGCUAGGAGAUCCUUUGCAGACUUAGUCUGUGAGUAAUGUUAAUCAGUGCACUGUCAUAGCCAUGUGAGGGGCAUCAGCUUUGACACCGCCGUCAUGUUCAGACCGUUUUUAUACAUUUCAGUGGCCUUUUUUAAGGGAAAAAAAUAAGCAAAAUGAAGUCCAUAAUGAAAGUAGCUUUUAUUUGGACAAAUAACUUUUAUAUUUUCAUCAAACCAUGCAAAAAAAAUUACAUCUUCCUGGCAUAUAACUGUCUCCUUAACCACUGAACAGUUCAGCCAUUUGAAUAAAUUGUACAUUGUAAAGCUUAUAGUAGCUGACUGUAUUAUUGAGUGUAUUGUAUACUAUAUUAAAUGUGAAUUUGUACCCCUUCAUUUUAAAAGGUCAUUGUGUUCUACUGCCUAUUUUAGAUUACUUUGGGGAUGGGAAAGGGUGUUUUGGUAAGUAGAAUUUAAGUCCUCUCUCUUGAUUGGUUUUAUGAAGAUAUAAGGUUAUAUUCUUACUACCAAGCUCAGGAUUCUUUUAAAGGUACAAGGAUAGGUGUGAGGAUUUAUUUUUGGUUAUAUUUGAACUGUAUGAAUGGUGGGUCUAAAUACAGAGUAUUUCACGGUCUAAUAAGGAGGUAAAAUACGUGGAUAAUCGAUCAGUUUGAGUGACUGCAACAUGUUCUGGGUGCACAACAGUUAGGCAUGCUGUGGUUUAUAUCUGUGAAGUUUGGAUGCCUGUGAAGAAUGAUGAAAUACAUGUUUCUAAUACUUUAGUGUUUUGUAUUUAGGUUAUUUAUUCUUUGUAUCUAAAAUUGAACAGCUACUGUGCUAUAUUGACUUUAUUGGUAGUACUGAGCAGACCUUGUUUCUGCAUGAAACUAGUUGCAAAACCCACUAUUUUGGAAAUAAAAAAAUGUAUUUUGACAUAUACAAAUAAAAUGAAUAAAACUA
Molecule: messenger RNA, 5451 nt
Organism: Apodemus sylvaticus (European woodmouse)
Lineage: Eukaryota; Metazoa; Chordata; Mammalia; Rodentia; Muridae
Gene: Ppp1r12a
Product: protein phosphatase 1 regulatory subunit 12A
Exons: 25
Coding region: 234-3338 (1034 amino acids)
Biological process (GO): signal transduction
Cellular component (GO): Z disc; A band; cytoplasm
Molecular function (GO): protein kinase binding; phosphatase regulator activity; enzyme inhibitor activity
Source: RefSeq, a predicted model, not a curated record